GGCGGCGGCGACGACGACGACGCGUCCGAGCUGGACCGAGUCUCCUGCCAUCCCGAGCAGGCCUGGUAUGGGUGAUGUGGUGAAGGAAGGCUCGAUGCGCUUGCGGGAGGAUGCUGAGGCUGUCCUGCCCUCCACCGUGUCUGCAAAGAGCGACCACAGACAAGUGCUCAGCUCCCUCCUGUCCGGGGCCCUGGCCGGCGCUCUUGCUAAAACAGCGGUAGCUCCCCUGGACCGAACCAAAAUCAUCUUCCAAGUGUCUUCAAAAAGAUUUUCUGCCAAGGAGGCAUUCCGACUCCUUUACUUCACCUACCUCAACGAGGGCUUCUUAAGCCUGUGGCGCGGGAACUCGGCCACCAUGGUGCGCGUGGUGCCCUACGCCGCCAUCCAGUUCAGCGCCCACGAGGAGUACAAGCGCAUCCUGGGUGCCUACUACGGUUUCCGCGGAGAGGCCCUGCCCCCUUGGCCUCGCCUCCUCGCCGGUGCACUGGCUGGAACGACAGCCGCAUCGCUGACCUACCCCUUGGACCUGGUCAGAGCACGGAUGGCCGUGACGCCGAAGGAGAUGUACAGCAACAUCUUUCACGUUUUCAUCCGCAUCUCCCGAGAAGAGGGGCUGAAGACCCUCUACCACGGAUUUACGCCUACUGUGCUAGGGGUCAUUCCCUACGCUGGGCUCAGCUUCUUCACCUAUGAGACCCUCAAGAGCCUGCACAGAGAGUACAGCGGCCACCGGCAGCCCUACCCAUUCGAGCGCAUGAUCUUCGGGGCCUGCGCUGGCCUCAUCGGGCAGUCGGCCUCGUACCCGCUGGACGUGGUGCGGCGGCGCAUGCAGACGGCCGGCGUCACGGGCCACCCGCACGCCUCCAUCAUGUGCACGCUGCGCACCAUCGUGCGGGAGGAGGGCGCGGUGCGCGGCCUCUACAAGGGCCUGAGCAUGAACUGGCUCAAGGGCCCCAUCGCCGUGGGCAUCAGCUUCACCACCUUCGACCUCAUGCAGAUCCUGCUGCGGCACCUACAGAGCUAGGGCCCCUGCGGGUCAGCUGCCCCAGGAUGGUGGACCGGUGACGCCUUUGGUUUUCUGAGCCCAUGGAACGAGGGUGCGUAUGGUUCGACCCCGGGAGCCACGUCGGAGCGCUUUGUGAAGCAAGCAGGCAGGCCUGGGGGCCAGGGCUCGGAGCCCGCAGGUCUGAGGGUAACGCGGGCAGCGCUUGAAGUGCGUAGUUGGAACCAGUGGCCGGGGGCUCCCGAGGCUCUCCUCUUCCCUCCUCCCCAGGGGCUAGCGCUGUCUCCUGGAGGUGUUGCCCAAAAGGCCCCGAGUCAGGAGUGGUCGCCUCUGCCUCCUGGCGCUGUGUGUCCUCGGAUAUGCUGCUGAUUCUAGUGACCCCAUCCCCACUCGGCUUAGAGCCAGACUCCAGCUGUCCAUUGUUCUGACUGUGUCGUGCCUGGCUCCGGACCCUAUCCAGGAUGGGAGGAGCCUCAAGCUCAGCUUCGGCUAAAAACGCAGCCCUCGCCCUCCCCACCCUGCCUGUCCUGCCUUCUCCGUAAUUUCCUAGGUGAUCGCUCCUCUGUCACCAGAGCCUCCUGCUCAGGAAGAGCCUUCUUCCGAGAGCAUCACCCCCAUCCCAUACUCCGAGAUCAGUGUGGGGGCCCCAGGAGCGGGUCUUCCCCUCUGUCGCCCACCCACCUGGUUUGCAACCUUCCCAGGAGGGUCACGCUGCCUCCGCGAAGCAGGGUUUGAAGCACAGACCAUGACACCGAACUGCCUCCGGUUUGGGUCUGACUCCCCAACCCUGGGCAUCUGCUGAAAACUGAGUGCCCAGGCCAUCUCCUCUAGCCUGAAAGCUCCUGCCCUGCAGGCCACUGAUCCUCUGCCCACUGUGGGCUCCGAUGAAUCCCUGGCUCCCAUCUGAGCUGGUACUUGGUCGGGAAAUGGAGCAAGAGGCUGUUUGAUUUCCCUGAGCAGAGCACACAGAGGUGGUCGGUGGCCUUGACCUCCCAGAGUGGGAGCCCCCAGACAGUGAACAGCCUGGGGGUGGGAUACAUGGAGGAGUCAAGGUAGCCCGGGGAACCUGCAGCCAGCUGGUCUCUUGGAGAAGUCCCCUAGGGCCACCAGGUACCACAGGGACUCAGAAACACCUGCUUUCUAAUGACAUUGGGCUUUCUUGAGUUUUUGGUUUUAUUUUCCAGCUUGUUUGUUUUCAACCCUGCGUCUGUCCACAUCAAUCCCCUAAUGGGUCCAGUCUGGUUCCAGGACCAGGGUGGCCAUGAGAGCUGGUUUUUGUAGCUGGCUCAGCAGCCACAUCGCAUGAACGGACCUGAUCAGGCGUACAUGCCCCAAUUGCUUUAACAGUCCUGACUUCAUUCCUUCCCUUGGUCCUGCCCUCUUUCUGUUCCUGCCUUGGACCUGUGGCCUUCCUGAGCUUGUCCCCCAGAGCCCAGGCAGCCUGCAAUGGCUGUGAGGGGCUGUCCUGUUGGCUGAGCAUCCCAUCCCCUCUCCCAACCCUGCCCAGCACCUGGGAGAGACUCCACAGGGAGACUCCAGGUGAGCAAGGGCAGCAGGGGAUUGGGGGGGUCCACCCCAAACGGAUGGUUGGGGAGCUCCCUUCUUUGAGCCACAGGCUGGGCAGGAGAAGCAAGGGGCCAAAGGGUCCCCCAGGUCCUGCUGGGCCCAGUAAAGCAGCUCCCGGCCCCACCUCCACCUCUGCACACAGCUGACCUUGGGCGUCUGUGGUCACCCCUCUCCCCGCCGCCCGCUGGUGGCUGGUCCUGGUCUGGAGUUAUAUUUUGAUGCCAUGAAGACACUUUGUUUAUAUAUGAUGUUUAUAUAUUUUAAAGAUUUGUGCCAAGAGAGUAUAUUUAAUAAAAAUUUAAAUUACUU
Messenger RNA from Galeopterus variegatus (Sunda flying lemur), 2878 nucleotides. It is a transcript of the gene SLC25A42, whose product is annotated as solute carrier family 25, member 42. Gene Ontology annotation, biological process: transmembrane transport. Bases 68 to 1024 code for a protein of 318 amino acids. Lineage: Eukaryota; Metazoa; Chordata; Mammalia; Dermoptera; Cynocephalidae. The transcript has 8 exons. The record is from RefSeq and is a predicted model, not a curated record.